AUGAUUAAUAUUUCUUCACGCGCUAUCAACGAGCCGUGCAAACGUAUAAAGAAUCAAAUGGCAACGGAACAAGAAUCUUUAAACGAUGCUCAACUUGAUAAUAUAACGGAUAUAGCCUUUUCUCUCGCAGAAAAUCGAUUCAUAACAUCCUUCGCAUGUGGAUUUACUACUCACUCGAUUGUCAUUGAAAACGACGACAAAUAUCGAAUUGGAAAAGACCAAUAUCGAAACAAGAAAAGAGAUAACGAACACCGAAUUGGAUACAUGACUUUUCCACCUGUAAGAAUUCCAGAAGGCGAGAAUGGGCUCAAAAUAGCACGUGGACCAGCAGUAGACUAUAAAUGUAAUGGCAUGAAGCCUGGUCCAGUUCAUUCGCAAUUUACUGGCAAGGAAAGAGACAACGAAUAUCGAAUUGGAAAACCUAUAAAUCCUUUUCUCCUUUUCAGGAGUACGGUGUCUCGUGCAUUGGCCAACAAAUGCUCGCAAUGUGAUAACGAAACUUGCUUAUUGCGUAAAAUUAACGCUACAAAUCUUACUCGUUUGACAUGGCAUGUGUGGCGCGCCAUGACAGAUGAAGUGAAAUUUUGUUUAAUGAAAAUUGUCAACCAAGCGAGCGUCAUAUCUGGAAGGAGAUUUUGUGCUAUGGAAAUGCAACAACAGUGUUCUGGACGGAGAUUUUGUGCUAUGGAAAUGCAACAGUAUGUUGAUUUCAUGAUGUACAAGAUACAAAAGAGCAAAAGCAGCCAUGCGAGAAAGCGCUAUCCAAGCGGAAACCAGGAGGGACCAUCAGAGAAAAAACCCUUCAAGUAA
Ambispora leptoticha is the source of this 810-nucleotide messenger RNA. NCBI's taxonomy places the organism in Eukaryota, Fungi, Glomeromycota, Glomeromycetes, Archaeosporales, Ambisporaceae. The record is from the annotation of a GenBank genome assembly.